This is a messenger RNA of Aspergillus affinis, 2082 nucleotides long. RefSeq lists its product as uncharacterized. The record is from RefSeq and is a predicted model, not a curated record. Lineage: Eukaryota; Fungi; Ascomycota; Eurotiomycetes; Eurotiales; Aspergillaceae. The transcript has a single exon. Gene Ontology annotation, molecular function: superoxide-generating NAD(P)H oxidase activity; calcium ion binding. Gene Ontology annotation, cellular component: plasma membrane; NADPH oxidase complex. Gene Ontology annotation, biological process: superoxide anion generation; defense response. The coding region runs from base 1 to 2082 and encodes 693 amino acids.
AUGGCUUCUCCGGACCAGUCCCUGACCACCGAUGAAAUCAACCAGUUCCUCGACGACCUUGACAUCAACGGAGAUGGCACCAUAGACUACGGAGAGGUUGAACACAAAAUCGACCAGGUCUAUAAGGAAAUCGCGCCGAUUCCGAAGCGCCAUCACCUUCACCAUGAUAGCAAACGAGAUGAUACGCGCCACGCCUUCCUGCGACACAUUAUAGGAUCCGACCAGAGACGGAUAUCGCGAGCGGAUAUGAUGCAGCGGGUGCAAGAAUGGAAAAUACCUUCGCUGCAGAUGGAGUCAAAAAGCGACCAGGAUGAGGACAAUUACGUGCACAGUCUUUCUAUGUGGCGACGCGUCCGAGCUUACUGGAGUGUCCAUGGACCUAAAAUUCUGUUUCUUAUAUUAGUGGUGUCUAUGCAGCUGGCGUUUGGUAUUUGGCAGCUUGUCAAGUACCUCACGACCAUGCAGUACCGGCACGCGUUUGGAUGGGGCGCUGUCCUAGCGAAGACUUGUGCAGGCUUGCUCUACCCAACCUUCUUCUUUUUGUUACUCAGCAUGUCGCGAUACUUUUCGACGUUCUUGCGGAAGUUUUACUAUGUCUCGAGAUUCGUCAAUUGGGAUCUAUCACAGUCCUUUCAUAUCAAGAUGUCAAUCCUCGCGCUGGGAUUGGCCUCGUUGCAUGCUAUUGGGCACCUUACAGGCUCUUUUCUUUACGCCAGUAGACCGGCACAAGAGGAGAAGGUUACUAAAGUGCUGGGACCCGAUGCGGUUCCUCGUCCCUAUAAGGACUAUGUGGCUACCCUGCCGGGGUGGAGCGGCGUCGUGUGCCUGGCUAUGUUCUGGACCCUUGCACUACUUAGCAUGCCAGUGGUACGGCGACGGAGCUACGAGGCCUUCCAAAUCGGCCACCUCCUUAUGUACCCGAUGAUCGGCCUCCUGAUGGCGCAUGGCACAGCUGGGCUUCUACAGUGGCCAAUGCUCGGGUACUGGCUUGCAUUCCCGACAUUGCUUAUACUGGUCGAGCGCGUUGUUCGCGUUGCGCUAGGGUUCCAUCGCAUCCCGGCCACUUUGAAGCUUGUCGAUGCAGAUACUGUCGAGAUUAAAGCAACGAUCCCUAGUGAGCGCAUUUGGAAGUACGAAGCAGGACAGUACAUUUUCCUUCAGGUCCCGAAGCUCAGUCUCUUCCAAUGGCACCCAUUCACAGUGUCUGUAUGUAUCGGCCACGAGAUGCAAGUCCAUAUCAAAACCGACGGUGACUGGACCGGUCGAUUGAGGGAUCUGGCCGAAGGCUCGGGGCCAACGAAAAUUGAAGUCGGCAUCAACGGGCCGUUUGGUGCUCCGGCGCAGCGUUUUUACGACUUCAGCCACAGCAUAGUAGUUGGCGCUGGCAUCGGAGUCACCCCAUUUUCUGGGAUUUUGGCUGAUUUGCAAGCACGUGAUGACCAACUGCACAUUUUAUCGGAAGAUGCUAUGGAGCCGGAAGCACAGACCGACAAGGAGCGACAGCUUGAUAAUUUGCAAGGACAGGUCAACUCUGACUCUCCAUCGUCGUCGUCAGACGAGCCCUCCCUAAUUGCGGAAGACUAUCGCCGAGUCGACUUCCACUGGAUAGUCCGCGACAGGAACUAUCUUCUUUGGUUCUCGGAUCUCCUGAACUCCGUCUCUCGAUCCCAGAUGCGCCACCGUGCCCAAGAAGGAACACCACAUCUCGACAUCCGCAUACAAACGUAUGUGACACAACGCCGUAAGAACAUCUCAACCCACGUCUAUCGGUGGCUUCUCGAAAUGCAUCGCACCGCAGAGCACCCCGAGUCGCCCCUCACCGGUCUCAUCAAUCCGACCCAUUUCGGGCGGCCGGACUUUAUCGAGGCGUUGGACGCGCAUUACGAGGAUAUGCGGAAGGUGAAGGCAUCCAUGACGAAGCGGGAUCUAGAUUCCAGGGAACGACUGAAGAUCGGGGUCUUUUUCUGCGGAGCGCCAGUUAUUGGCGAGAUUUUGGCGGAUAGGUGUGCGGAACUUAGCGCGAGGGGAAGGCAGGAUGGAAGCAAGAUUGAGUAUCAUUUUGUGACAGAAGUAUUUGGUUGA